UAAACCCCCAAAUCCCUAACCCCUCUUCCCCUUCCCAUUCUACCCCUCCCAAUCUCCCCGUCGUCGUCCCCUCUCCCCACCGUGCGCCCUUACCGGUCGGCUGCACUACUAGAAAACUAUUUAACACAGACGAAAAAGCAAAAGCCCCUUUUCUUUCUUCCUCCCGACAAAAACCCUAAAUUUCUAAAAAUCCCGCCUCUUUCUUUGUUUCACUUCACACCCGCAUGUUGUCGAUCCAAACACGACAAAUUGAAGCACAAAAGCUCGUCGCGCGAACCAACAUAGCUCUGUUUGAAAUUUCCAUUCGCAAGGCAACAGACCCAGAAAGAUUGCAGAAGAAAGGUUAUGAAACCUGCAUUUUCCAUGCCACUGGGACAGAAGGCAAGGCUAUGGAAUCAUUGGUUAGAGAGGCCUAUAUACAGGGAGUUUUGGACAUUACAACUACAGAGUUUGCCGAUUAUGUAGUUGGAGGUGUGAUGUAUUGUGACAGUUCUCGUUUUGAUGUUAUUGUAGAGAAGAAGAAUGGCAUUUUAUUUAACUCUAUCUUUGAGGAAUUGACUAUGGGAAUAACAUUAAAAUUGAAACCUGGUUCAAAAGUUGCCCUUGUCGGACCAAAUGGUGGUGGAAAAAAACUUUACAAAGAAGCUAGGGAAUAUUACAGCAACUCAGAGAUCAAAUAUCUAAAGACGCUUUCGUAUGGCAUAAAGGGGUUCUUUGGCUGGCCUAUUGUCCUUUGCUGAUGCAAAUGCAAUAGUCCUUGAGAUGGCAGAUGAAGUACUGCCAUGUCACCAUUUCUACAAUUUCUUUCUGACACAUAGCUCCAAAUAUUCAUAGGUGGUGAAGGCGGUACCAGUUAUUGCUGGAGUGAGUGGAACUGAUCCUCUUCACCCAAUGGAUUACUUUCUAAAGCAAUUGGAAUCAACUGGGUUCUUUGGAGUACAAAAUUUUCCAACCAUUGGAUUAUUUGAUGGUAACUUUAGACAAAAUCUAGAAGAGACCGGAAUGGGAUAUGGGUACACCACUAUACCUCAAAUGUUUCAUUUUGCUCAUUAUGCAGUUCCACUUUAGUUGCCUUGUAUGUAUUUUUUGUAUUUUCAUUUAAUAGAAUUCAUAAACAAUUUUGUAAAAUAUUUUACAUUCUUUUGUAAAUAAA
Molecule: messenger RNA, 1153 nt
Organism: Durio zibethinus
Lineage: Eukaryota; Viridiplantae; Streptophyta; Magnoliopsida; Malvales; Malvaceae
Source: RefSeq, a predicted model, not a curated record